AUGUUAACCUUUGUUGUCUGUAUUGAGGAGUCUUGGGAGGAAACAAAUAUUGAGGAGGUCAGGGAGGAAACAAAUAUUGAGGAGGUCAAGGAGGAAACAAAUAUUGAGGAGUUUUGGGAGGAAACAAAUAUUGAGGAGGCCAGGGAGAAAACAAAUAUUGAGGUCAGGGAGGAAACAAAUAUUGAGGAGUGUUGGGAGGAAACAAAUAUUGAGGAGGUCAAGGAGGAAGCAAAUAUUGGCGAGUCUUGGGAGGAAACAAAUAUUGAGGAGUUUUGGGAGGAAACAAAUAUUGAGGAGGUCAAGGAGGAAACAAAUAUUGGCGAGUCUUGGGAGGAAACAAAUAUUGAGGAGUUUUGGGAGGAAACAAAUAUUGAGGAGGUCAAGGAGGAAACAAAUAUUGGCGAGUCUUGA
Ylistrum balloti is the source of this 411-nucleotide messenger RNA. Its product is annotated as ring-infected erythrocyte surface antigen-like. The record is from RefSeq and is a predicted model, not a curated record. Lineage: Eukaryota; Metazoa; Mollusca; Bivalvia; Pectinida; Pectinidae. The transcript is spliced from 2 exons. Bases 1 to 411 code for a protein of 136 amino acids.